AACAUUGCCUUGACAAAGAGGGUAAUAUUAACACAUAGAAAGAAAUAUUACUGCAGAAGAAGAGAAAAUAAUUUUGAACAAAAUUAUAACAAAGUUGGAUUGUAUAUCUUAAGCUAGGACAUAAUUUAACCAACUGGGUUUCAAAUGAUGUUGUUAGCAGUCGACCAUUUACCAUGGGUGCUUGCAUAACUUCAUCACCAAGUUUCAACUCGUACAACAAAGGUUUUACUCCAGGACGGUGAACUUGAAAUUCAUGGAUUUGACCUGCUGGAAUUUCCUGAUAAUUGGGAGAUGAAAAAAGAUUACAAACUAACAUGUGAAGAAAUCCAUAAAAUAGGGAUUUUCAUAUACCUUGAUGCAGGUAUUGUUAAACCAUCAUCCACACAACUGAUGUGAGUUUUCUCAUGGCCAACAUCAACAACACAACCACAACUGAUGCCACAGCCAAAUGAAGAACUGACAGAUUCCUGUGGCAAAAUUAAAAUGAAAUGAUCCGACAAUGAUCUCGGGAUCCGACAAUGAUACGACCGAUUACGAGACUUUCCGAUCUCCCUAUCUAGAUCUUUCCCUGUAUCUUUCUCAUCCAAUAUGGCGGCUGAAGAAAGAGUCAGCCCAUUUCCUCUUCCACCGAGUGACUACUUUAAACAUUACACAGAUGAGAAUAUCAAGGCAGGAAUUGCUCCAGAACCACCACCACCCAUACAGGGGGAGUAUUCCGUGUUUGGGUUACAUUUUGAGACUGAUGAACCAAUUAUAAGAUCCUUGGAACAGCAAAACAUGGACCGUCUGUAUCCUGAAGAGUUCAAUAGACAACAUGAACUCAAGAAGCUCAACCAUUCUCUUUUCAUCAAUUUUAUGGAAUUACUUGAUAUUCUUAUCAAUGAACCAACUUCACCAAAGAGAGAAAAGAAACUGGGUGAAAUCACUGUACUUUUUAUCAACAUGCAUCAUCUUAUCAAUGAACUUAGACCACAUCAGGCAAGGGAGACCUUAAGGGUGAUGAUGGAAAGACAAAAGCGACAACGACUUGAAACAGCUGAUAAACUAGAGAAGUUGGUUGACAAAGUUCUCUCACUUGUUCAGUCUUGCUCAAUAUCUCUUCAGUCUGACUCAGCAAACAUUGAUGACAGCAAAAUGAAACAUGAUUCCUCAGGAAAUGAUUGUGAAAAGGCUCCAAGUUUGAUUGAGGAAAGUGAAUUACGGACAUUGUGUGAUAUGGUGGAAGACCUAACAUAAAUCCCAAGAUGUAUUUUGUGUAAAAAACUAGAAAUAUUCUACUUGUAUAUAUAUAUAUUUAGUGUAAAUUAAUGACAAUCAAAUAAAAUUAGUGAAGGUCAAAUAUGCUGGAAUAUAGUAUACU
Messenger RNA from Dendronephthya gigantea, 1360 nucleotides. Its product is annotated as mediator of RNA polymerase II transcription subunit 7-like. Gene Ontology annotation, cellular component: core mediator complex; mediator complex. Gene Ontology annotation, molecular function: transcription coregulator activity. The transcript has 9 exons. Bases 589 to 1236 code for a protein of 215 amino acids. The record is from RefSeq and is a predicted model, not a curated record. Lineage: Eukaryota; Metazoa; Cnidaria; Anthozoa; Malacalcyonacea; Nephtheidae. Gene Ontology annotation, biological process: regulation of transcription by RNA polymerase II.